AUGACUAAAGGCUUGGCUAGGGCAAGGGAAGAAGAGUUAGAAAAGCAAGGGAGGAGAGUUGGUAGGGGAGAAGUAUGGAUCCUAAAGCACAAGAGACCUGAUGGAAGCUAUAUACAUGAAGAAGCUCGGAGAAUUGGUAAAAAAAUAUCUGAGAUUGAGCAGCUUGAUGAAUCUACAAGAAUAUUGUUAGAAAAUGAUUCUCUUGUCCAAGCUCUCGGUAAAGAGCACUCGGGUAGAGUGCGUGGGAUAGGACACGGGCCGACACCAAGUCAACUCUUCCGUCUGAGCUCGCAGCCGCCGGUGGAUAGAGCUCAAGUAGAAGAGGCCCAAAGGAUGCUGACUGAACUACAGGCGGAGGUGACAACUGAAAAAUUGAAGCCGAAAGCAAUGGAGGAUGAAUUAGCAGCAGAGAAAACGAAUAGACAGGCAAUAGAGAGUGUGCUGAGUUAUCUGGUCCAACAGCAAUGUGGGGAGCUGCCUCCGAACAUCGCUGCACAGAUGAAUUCUCUGGACGGACAUGGCGGAAAAUAGAAAUUAGAUUUUAUGUGAUACUUUGUUUUUUGCUAUAUGUUUAGUUUAUGUUAAGUAUGCAGCAUUAAUUAUUAGCCAGGUACUUUACCUUUUUGGAUGACUAUUGAAAUACUUUAUUGACAUUAUUAAAAUAGAUAUGUUAGUUUGCUUCGCAGUUAAAUAUUCAUGAGC
This is a messenger RNA of Arachis ipaensis, 702 nucleotides long. The record is from RefSeq and is a predicted model, not a curated record. NCBI's taxonomy places the organism in Eukaryota, Viridiplantae, Streptophyta, Magnoliopsida, Fabales, Fabaceae.